AGUCCACGUGGCUCCGGACUCUGAAGCAGCAGCUCCGGAAUGUCCCUUUGCACCUAAACUCCAGAUCACAACAACGGAGCAAAAGGCCCCAAGGGAGAGGGGCCCAUCCGCAAGCUCUGUGGUUACGGGGGUGCAGGGCGCAUGCAAACCCCAGGGCCAGGAGCAUGGGGAAAACUAAGGCAGGCUCUGCACGGAAAUCUCGGGGGAGAAGCCCAGCUGCAGCGUCUCCGGCUGCUGCCGCCCACUCCCUCCGGGGGAAAGAGAGCAGUCGGGUAGGCAAGAAGCCCGCGGCUCCCCGGGAGAGGCCAGGGGAGCCGCCGCCGCCGCCUCCCCCGGCGUUCUGCCUGUUCGAUCUGGGGGCGCAGAGGGAGCGCUGGGUGAAGUUUCAGGAGAGGCAAAGCCUGACUUGUGAGGAGGCAGCCAGACUCCUGCUGGACACCUUUGAGUACAGAGGCCUGGUGAAGCACACAGGAGGCUGUCACUGCGGAGCUGUCCGCUUCGAGGUUUGGGCAUCAGCAGAUCUGCACAUUUUUGACUGCAAUUGCAGUAUUUGCAUAAAGAAACAGAACAGACACUUCAUUGUCCCGGCUUCCCACUUCAAGCUGCUGAAGGGUGCUGAUAACAUAACAACGUACACCUUCAACACGCACCGCGCCCAGCACACAUUCUGUAAGACCUGCGGCGUGCAGAGCUUUUACACUCCUCGUUCUAACCCAGAUGGUUACGGAAUAGCCCCGCACUGCCUGGAUGAGGGCACUGUGCGCAGCACCAUCAUGGAGGAGAUCAAUGGCAAAGAGUGGGAGAAGGCCAUGAAGGAACAUAAGACCAUCAGGAGCAUGUCGAAACCAUGAUACAGCCUCAGUAUCCACAGGGCUCAGCUUGGAGCACUGCCAUUGGCAGGCCACCACGUAACCUCUUAGUUCAAGCUCUCCUGUGCCAGGCUGUUCAGGAAGUAUGUCUUUUUUGUUUUUUUAAAUAAAUCUUUCUGUGCUGCCUGUU
Molecule: messenger RNA, 999 nt
Organism: Trachemys scripta elegans
Lineage: Eukaryota; Metazoa; Chordata; Testudines; Emydidae
Gene: CENPV
Product: centromere protein V
Exons: 5
Coding region: 165-851 (228 amino acids)
Molecular function (GO): carbon-sulfur lyase activity
Source: RefSeq, a predicted model, not a curated record